This is a messenger RNA of Phytomonas sp. Hart1, 1395 nucleotides long. NCBI's taxonomy places the organism in Eukaryota, Euglenozoa, Kinetoplastea, Trypanosomatida, Trypanosomatidae. The record is from the annotation of a GenBank genome assembly.
AUGUUUUACUCGUCUAUCCGUCUGUUGGAAAGCCUGCCAACGAUCCGGGCCGUGGCUGCGACAGGCUGGCGUUACCAUCGACACGGCAACCCUUCUAAAGUUUUGCAAUACGAACGUUAUCGUUUACCUUUUGAUCGUUCGGGCUCGCGGGUGGUCGUAAAAAUGCUCGCGGCGCCUGUGCAUCGGCAAGAUAAGAACAUUAUUGAAGGACACCCUGAGGUCAUGCAGCUUGCUAAGGAAUUGCACGAAUUAACUCCAUCGGGAAAAUCUGACAACGUCGCGUUUUCUUUUCCACGUAUCGCAGGCGUCGAAGGAGUUGGCGUGGUCGAGGAAGUCGGUCGUAGCGCAAGUCUCGCGCUGAAGGAGGGGGAUUUAGUCUGGGUUAACAAUCCUUUCGUCGGGACCUGGACGACGCACCUGGUGACGGAUGCGGACAAUCUCGACGUGGUACCGAAUCGUGCAGAUGUCGAAAUUGAGUAUUUGGCUUCGCUUUCCUUAUUCCACACCGCGUACCAUCUAACCCAUGACUUCGUCAGCUUACAGCCGAACGAUGUGGUUCUACAAACCGGCGCGUCCUCCUCCGUGGCUCAGAUUUGUCAGGGCCACUUACGCGCUAAAGGUGCCAAACUCUUCCAAACCAUGCAGCUCGGUCGAACCGAGCAUGGGCAUUUGGUGGCUUUCUUCAAAUUACGUGGCGCUUUCGCGGUUGUUCCCUACAAUUAUGCGCGGACGAAUUAUAUGCGCCGUUUGUUGUCGGACAUCCCGCCACCAAGGCUGCUUCUAAACCAUACUUGUGGUGGUUAUGCCUCAAAUCUGGUCAAUCUCUUAGGUGAUAACGGCAUUUGUGUGACCUAUGGCAACACAAGCCACCACCCCAUGCAGAUUUCGAAUAUGGAUGCAAUCGCCCGGGGGAUUAAAUUCAUGGGAUUCUCCCUCGCACGGUGGAAUGCGCGGCAUACACGUGAGGCCCGGAUGCGGGUACAUCAGAACGUUGUGGAGAGCAUGACGAUCUCACAAGGGCAUAGUAUUUUCCGCGCCCAGCGCUUUAAGAUGGAUGGGGAUUCGAUCUUCGCCUUCAGCAAUGCGUGGGAUGCCCCACUGGCAUCGCGUAAGGCGGUGCUCCGGAUGGUUGGUGAAUACGGCGAGUGGCGACGCCCGCGUGCGGACCAAGCGGGAUGGAAUCUCGGACGUGUGGUUUGGGAGGACCUUUUACAGCAGCUUUGGGAAUCCACCGGGACGACGGAGAACCCACAGUCGAUGAAGUACUAUACCCCUUUUGCCGAUAUCCACUCGGAGUUCCACGACAAAAAGCAGUCCAAACAAAUGGGGCAUCGUGACGUGUUUUUCCGACGCCCGGUCGCACCACGACACAAUGCUGCUGAAAAAUCAAACUGA